Messenger RNA from Puma concolor (puma), 411 nucleotides. NCBI's taxonomy places the organism in Eukaryota, Metazoa, Chordata, Mammalia, Carnivora, Felidae. The record is from RefSeq and is a predicted model, not a curated record.
AUGACUGGACGGCAGAAACCGCCGGCCGCGGUGCCGACCACCCGAAAGCCCCAGGCCAAGGCGCAGGCACGAAGGGUGGCGAGCGCCGCCGGGCUCCGUGGGGAGCGAGUGCCCCGGGCAGGGGAGGCGGCCCCCGCGGCCAAGCGAUGGGCUGGUACCUGCAGGGAGCAGGCCCCUGAGCACGACGCUGUGCGCCUGGAGCAGAUGAAUCAGACCCGAGUUUCGUGGGACACCUGCUCGUCUGCAGAGGCGCCGGCCGGCAUCCACAUCGGGGGCCCCACGGGCAGCGGAGGAGCUGGGGGAGCUGCCCUGCCCUCCCCCCAGUGCCACCCUCCCCCCAGGAGAAAGUGGACACAAGAGGAAGAAUCUGAGAAGUCUGGCGGCAGCUUGGGCUUUGGGCUUUUUGACUAA